AUGAACGAAGCACUCGGGCUGGACGAACUCUCCGAAACUUCCAAAUGCUACCUCCAGGUCUUAGCUGAGGCAUAUGACAAAGCCCAUGGGUGGGACACAAGACGGCAAAUUCUUUCGAUGAUGAGUGGUGUUUCCAAUUAUAAUGAUAUCUCGAGAUUCAUACCUGGCUUAAGUAGAUAUCGUUUUACCAUAGCUAAUCUGCAUUGUCUUCAGCACGGAAGCGGCGCUUCAGUGACCCCCCAGCCUUCAUCAAAGAUAAGAGUCGACCCAAGACAACUGGAUCACUUUUUAUCUUAUAUAACAAGCCCCCAUUUGGUGCAAGAUCUGCCAUUUGGACAAAAAACACUGAAGCUCUCCUCUGGACAACUGGUUGAAGUACCCAAUGUUAUUCGCACCAUGAUACCGCAAAGGAUAGUGCGUCAGUAUACCCAGUACUGCAAAGAGACUGGAUUUGAGGCGUUCAGCGAGCGGACGAUGCUGCGUGUUCUAAAUGAAUGCAAGGCCUCGACCAGAAAGUCUCUCCAAGGCCUUGACUAUUUUGCAGCAGACGGGGCGCGUGCGUUCGAUGAACUAGAAGGCUUGGUUCUUCAAUUGGGGGAGCUUGGUCGUGGAAAGGAGUGGCAAGUGCGAUACGUGAAAUCAUUAAAGGUCGCCAAAUUCUACCUGAAGGGUGAUUUCAAGGUAAGCAACCGAAAGUGUCAAGAGUUCCAAGAAAAUUGGAUUAUGUUUUUCAAGCAGGGUUAUCUUAUUUCACAAAUGGAUGGAAGCAUGGCACGAAAAAACCGUUCCGAUGACAGGUCCACCCUGACUGGGAAAUAUACGUCACUCAGGUUCACGUGAGCGCUUCUUCUCCCGUUGUAAGUCAUUGCAGUGUAUUUGCUCUGAGUGACACCGAAGAUUCUGACCUGCGGCAGCAAUGCAAACACAACCAUGAUGAGCUCUGUGACCAAUGUGAAAGCUUGCAUUCGACCCUGAACGACAUAUCUACUGCGGUCGAUGAAGCAUCUUUUACCACAGAAGAAGACAAAGACGAAGCUUUGUUUCUCGUUAGCUCUGCUACGCUUGCCAUCAAGUCAUGGAAGUGCCAUUUGCUGAGGUCGACCCAUCAAGAUCAGGCUCGUUUGGACGUCAUCGAUGCCCUUAAUUCUGGAACAGUAUUCCUCGUAAAUGACUGGGCCAUGAAGUUCUUGCCUCAGAGAUACCGCGAGUCACAGACAGACUGGUUUGGUAAGCGGGUAUUUCUUGGCACAUAUCUGUGGUAUACAGACGAAUGGAGGGUGUGCUACAGUGGCAAGCCUUUAUCCAUGUGA
This is a messenger RNA of Pocillopora meandrina, 1310 nucleotides long. NCBI's taxonomy places the organism in Eukaryota, Metazoa, Cnidaria, Anthozoa, Scleractinia, Pocilloporidae. The record is from the annotation of a GenBank genome assembly.